GAGGCGACAAAAUAAAGUCACGUGAUCCAAAAUGGGCAGUCCUCUGACGGUGCUGAAAAAAGCCAUUUUCUGGCGCUGCUGCAAAUUCUGUCCAAGUCCAAAUAAUUUACCUGGAUCCUGGUUGGGAGGAGAGGGAAACUUUUAUGUCUAAUCAGAUCUGUCCAGAUGGAUAAGAUGCAGCCCAACCGGAUUAAAAUCACAGAUCUGAAUCCACACCUCACAUGUCCACUGUGCGCUGGUUACUUAAUUGAUGCUACAACCAUCGUAGAGUGCCUGCACUCCUUUUGUAAGACUUGCAUCGUUGCCUUUCUGGAGACAAACAAAUUCUGCCCUCGAUGUGACGUCCAGGUUCACAAGACAUGCCCUCAGCUCAGCAUCAGAGCGGAUAAAACUCUACAAGAUAUUGUUUAUAAGCUUGUUCCGGGGUUAUUCAAAGAUGAGAUGAAACGGAGGCGGGACUUCUACGCAGAAAAUCGUGUACUGGAACCAGGGGAAGUGGUGGAGACGUUUAACAUAGCAGAGGAUGAAAUCAUCAGUCUGUCCAUACAGUUCUAUGAGAGGAAUAAAAAUAAUGAGAGGCAGCACUCGGAGAUGGAAGGAGACAAGUCCAAUGGUAAACGCUUCCUGCAGUGCCCAGCAGCUAUGUCCGUCAUGCACUUAGCAAAAUUCCUCCGAAGCAAGAUGGAUAUUCCCAACAACUAUCGGGUGGAGGUGUUGUAUGGAGAUGAACCCUUGAAGGACUACUACACACUAAUGGAUAUUGCGUACUUCUAUGAGUGGAGACGGACUGGGCCAAUCCCCCUGCAGUAUCUGGUCAAGCCCACCCGGAAGCGCAGGAGGCCGUCUCAGUCAGCUGCCCAGGGCCACUCUGACGGCGUCAACACCAGCCCGACGUCAGAGAGCGACUCCCAGAGCGACAAAGUUCACAGUCCUGCUGCAGCCCAGCCGCCCCGAGCCACGUCGCAGUCCAGCCCUGCGUGUCACGACCUCUCUCCUGCCAUCCAAAGCUCCAACGGUACCACUGUGCCCAACAACACUCGGCGACACACCCUCACCUCCAAACAGGGCGCCAACGCUCGGAAAGUGACUGUCAACGGCACGAGCUCUGUGGCCGGCAAGGAGGAGGCGAGGGGUGCCGACAAAAGCGGUUUGCCUCCGACAACCUAAUGCGUAUACAGAGCAGCAGGGAGGACAGUGUUUGAAUUGCUCCCUUCUUUCUUUCCACAGAGCAAAAAGACGAGCUCAAGCCGUCUUCCGUCUGGACAAAUGGGAGGCAGAUCCCUGCUAUUAUCUCUCAGCAGGAAAGACUGAAAAGUGCAGCCAAAUAGACACUUGUGCGUGUGUGUGUGCGUGUGUGUGUUUAUGUGUGUUAGACUAGAACAGUGCACACAUACAAACUGUAUAGUAUGUAUCAAAUGUGAGCAUGUGUGCAUACAUAUGUAUAAACUUAUCUUUUAUACAAGA
Scatophagus argus is the source of this 1464-nucleotide messenger RNA. RefSeq names its product polycomb group RING finger protein 2-like. The transcript is spliced from 9 exons. Gene Ontology annotation, biological process: negative regulation of transcription by RNA polymerase II. The record is from RefSeq and is a predicted model, not a curated record. Gene Ontology annotation, molecular function: promoter-specific chromatin binding; metal ion binding. Bases 166 to 1167 code for a protein of 333 amino acids. Gene Ontology annotation, cellular component: PRC1 complex. NCBI's taxonomy places the organism in Eukaryota, Metazoa, Chordata, Actinopteri, Scatophagidae.